AUGCCAGACAAGCGGCUCCUCCUGAGCGCCUAUCGCUCAGGCUAUGUGCUGUGCACCGCCGACGCGGUCGUGCACCCCGCUAGCACCACGGAGACCGCCGAAGCCAUCAAAACCUACGCUGCGCUGGCUGACAAGCAGGGGAAGGCCCUGAAAAUCCGCAUGUCUCGCAACCUCUUCCACAGCAGCGCGGCUUUCCCCUGCCCCAACCAGGAGGUUGCGAUGCCCGCAGCCGUCGACAAGCCGGCGGGCGGCGUGCUCUCCCUCGCGCUCCUGAACGACCGGCUCAACACUGUGCUGGCGGUCGACCCCGCCAAGCACCAGAUGAGGGUGGGGGCCGGUAUGGACAUGAAGGCCCUGUUCCUCGCGGCUACCGCCAACAAGAUGAGCGUGCAGCUGAUGACGCUGCCCUUCUUCUCGGGCCUCACCCUGGGCGGCAUCCUGGCCACGGCCUCCCACGGCACCGGCGACAGGGUGGCCUCCGCCCUGGUGGACAUGGUGGUGGAGGCCGUCUGGGUCGACGCGGCCGGCACGGUGCACCGCUCCACGCGCGCCACCCCCGAGACCUUCAAGGCCCUCAACGGCGGCCUGGGCCUGCUGGGCGCCGUCACAGAGAUCGUGCUGCAGCUGACGCCCACCACCAACACGCAGCUAAAGACGCUGAUCAACCAGCCAGACGACAACAUCUACGAGGUCAUAGAGUCGCUGCUCAAGACCACGCCCCACAUCCUCAUCUUCUGGCGCCCCGACAUGAAGCGCUUCUCCGCCUUCCUCACCUCCAUCGCGCCCCCCGACGCUGACGUCACCCCCGACGCCGUCAUGUCGCUGCUGCCCGACACCAGCAUGAUGUUCGACAUGUCCUCCGGCUUCAAGGCCUGGCAGGCCGACAUCUACGACAAGGACCCCAUGCGCACCCUGUUCUGCACGUUCCCGCCCCCGGUGUCGCUGGUGCAGCAGCUGACGGUCAAGCGCGCGUGGGCGCGCAGGGGCGGGCGCUUCGGGGAGGACCUGCUGGAUGUGGUGGGCCCCACCAACCAGAUGCAGGCGGCCGAGUGCGACGACCACUGCCUGUGGAACGGGCAGCAGUUCAAGGGCACCGCGCAGGACGCCGAGUUCACGAUCGACUGGGACGGGUUCAGGCCUUGGGUCGAGGACGUCAAGGCGAUCUUUUACAAGGACCUCUGGCGCAACGGCACGCGCUCCGACCGCUGCCAGGGUGCCGGCUACCUCUGGCUGCGCUUCGGCCGCGGGACAGACGACUACAUCGCCACCACCCAGGGCAUGAAGCGCCCCGUGUACCUUCAGUCCACCUGGCUGCGCAACACAGAGGCGUGGCAGUACCCCCUGCGCUACGGCUACGUGCCAGAGCUGAUAGAGCACAUGACCCUGUGCAAGUAUAAGGGUCGCCCCCACGUCGGCAAAAACUGGGACCGCACCUUCACGCACCCACGGUGCCCAGUGCGCCCAAUGUACCCCCAGUUUGACCAGUUCCUGCGCGUGGUCAACAAGGUUGACCCCAAGGGCGUGUUUGCGCCGCCCCUGUGGAACAAGCUGGUCAAGCAGGAGCCCUACAAAUACUACCCUGGCUGCGCCACUGACUAUGAGUGCUUCUGCGAGACGGACGAGCACUGCUCCCCCGAGUUCAAGUGCGUGCCCAGCUACGCGUUGCCAGAGUUCAAGGUCUGCAAGCCGCCGGCCGACUGGGACCCCGAGCUUGCUCGCAACGGCAAGCCCAGCGGCCUUGCGAGACUGCUGCUCCCCAUCGGCAAGUGA
Messenger RNA from Monoraphidium neglectum, 1770 nucleotides. RefSeq lists its product as hypothetical. Gene Ontology annotation, cellular component: membrane. The transcript is spliced from 9 exons. Gene Ontology annotation, molecular function: FAD binding; D-arabinono-1,4-lactone oxidase activity. Bases 1 to 1770 code for a protein of 589 amino acids. The record is from RefSeq and is a predicted model, not a curated record. Lineage: Eukaryota; Viridiplantae; Chlorophyta; Chlorophyceae; Sphaeropleales; Selenastraceae.